Messenger RNA from Brassica oleracea var. oleracea, 2625 nucleotides. RefSeq names its product inactive disease resistance protein RPS4-like. The record is from RefSeq and is a predicted model, not a curated record. The annotation marks the transcript as partial. Gene Ontology annotation, molecular function: protein binding. Lineage: Eukaryota; Viridiplantae; Streptophyta; Magnoliopsida; Brassicales; Brassicaceae. The transcript has 3 exons.
GUGCCACAGAAUACAGAAAAAUUAAGAUGGGUUGACCUCAGUCAGUCACAAGGCUUGCUGAAUCUAUCAGGUUUGUCCAGGGCCAAAAAUCUUGAAAGAUUGGAUCUCGAAGGCUGUAAGAGUUUGGUUAUGUUGGGCUCAUCAAUCGAACAGAUGAACAAACUAAUUUACCUGAACCUCAGAGAGUGCACUAGCCUUGAGAGUCUUCCGGAGGGAAUCAAUUUGAAGUCUCUAAAGACUCUGAUCCUCAGUGGCUGCUCAAACCUUCAGGAGUUUCAAAUCAUAUCAGAAAAUAUUGAGUCCCUUUACUUAGACGGCUCAACCAUACAACGAGUUGCUGAACGCAUUGAGAGUCUUCGCAACCUUAUUUUGCUGAAUCUCAAGAAUUGUUGCAGGUUGAAGUGUCUUCCCAACGAUCUUUACAAGCUGAAAUCUCUUCAGGAACUGAUUCUCUUUGGCUGCUCAGCUCUGGAGAGUCUUCCACCCAUCAAAGAGGAGAUGGGAUGCUUAGAGAUUUUGCUUAUGGAUGGAACUUCCAUCAAACAGACACCUGAAACGAUUUUUUUGAGUAACCUGAAGGUGUUUUCGUUCUGUGGAUCUAGCAUCGAAGAUUCCACAGAGUUGGCGUUGUUGCCUUUCUCAGGCAACUCUUGUCUUUCGGACCUCUAUCUGACGAAUUGCAAUAUCUACAAAUUGCCGGACAACUUUAGUUCCUUACACUCGUUGAGGUCUCUAUGCUUAAGCAGAAACAACAUUGAGACUCUACCUGAGAGCAUCGAGAAACUUCAUUGUCUGUUGUUUCUUGACUUAAAACAUUGCCGCAGGCUCAAUUCUCUCCCGGUGCUUCCACCUAAUAUACAGUGUGUAGAUGCUCAUGGGUGUGUUUCUCUGGAAAAAGUUGCAAAACCAGUGACAGUUCCCCUAGUAACUGAGAGGAUGCAUACUACUUUCAUUUUUACGGAUUGCUUCAAACUGAACAGAGCUGAACAAGAAGCUAUUGUAGCUCAGGCCCAACUCAAGAGUCAGCUACUGGCAAGGACAUCUCUUCAACAUAAUCAUAAGGGACUAGUUCUGGAUCCUCUGGUUGCCGUUUGCUUCCCAGGAAGUGACAUACCCUCAUGGUUCUGCCAUCAGAGUAUGGGAUCUUCGAUUGAAACCAACCUCCUUCCUCACUGGUGCAACAAUAAAUUUAUUGGAGCUUCCCUAGGUGUUGUUGUCACCUUCAAGGAUCACGAAGGUCGUCAUGCAAACCGUUUAUCUGUAAGGUGCACGUGCAGAUUUAAAAAUCGAAACGGUCAGUCAAUCAGAUUUAGUUUCUGUCUUGGGGUAUGGAACGAGUCAUGUGGAUCAUCUUGCCAUGAACCACGGAAACUUGGAUCUGACCAUGUGUUUAUUAGCUUUAACAACUGUAAUGUGCCAGUCUUCCAAUGGAAUGAAGAGAGUAACGACGGUAAUAGAUGUCGUCCCACUAGUGCCUCAUUUGAAUUCUACCUUACUGAUGGCACUGAAAGGAAGCUAGAAAGGUGCAAGGUGACAAGGUGUGGGAUGAGUUUGCUAUAUGCUCCAGAUGAGAAUGACCGUGGGUUCCAGGGAACUCGGGUUACAGAUACUGUUGAGCGUACAUCGAGUGAAGCUUUUGUACCCAUAAGAGGUCGGUCACACUCGCAAGUUGGAGAAAGAAGGAAUGGUAGAAUGAGAGAUGAAAUGCCCUUAUGAGUGUUUACUCCAAGACUGGAGGUUCUUGGUCUUGAGACCAACGAAAGGAACUUGAAGACGUUGCAUUACUUUUCAGACCCUUUGGAUUUUCAAAGAAGAGCUCUAUCUACUUAUCUGGCUAAAGUUUGACGUCAAGCUUUUCCAUGGAUCCGAUUGUUAUUUAGGAUGAUUGAUGAGGUCGUCACUUUACUGAACUUUGUUCUGCUUCCAAAAUACAAAACAGAGUAUGGUUCUCUAUCUCUGUUUCUCCCUUUACAUGGCAUGCAUGUUCAGUUGCUUGAGCUUGGUGGAACCACAGCCAUUGGUCUACAAAGUUCCAUGUUUUGAUAAGGUGUUUGCAUAAAAAUGUAUGUGCUCACUGCUCAGUGUUGAAGGAAGUAUGAAGAAAGUCGCGAGAUAAGUCCAAAUUGUUGAGCCAUUAUUUGUUUGUUCUGUGGUUGAUUAAGUAUGUUUGAUGAUUGUUGGUAUAUGUAAUUUGUGGUAUAGAGAUGAUUGUUGUUUGAAGCAUAAGGAAUGAGUGCUUGUUAGCUACUAAGUUAUCUGUAUUCAUUCUAUGACAUUAGACUCAUGGAUUUGGCUUGCCACGAAAGUGUGGAUGUUUAGUUGCAUGCUGAAAUCUCCAGCUCUUUCUUUGCAAACUCUGUUUCUUCUCCCAAGUUCCAUACUAAAUCUUUUUUAGUUCGAUUCUUGAAUCUUGAUUGGUUCAGUAUUGACGUAGAUAUGCUUGACUGCGUUGUUUUGGUAGUAGAAAAGAGUGGUCGUACUUAGAAAGCUUUACAGAUUGCUAUGUUAUGGUUUGACUUUUAGGUUGUCUACUAGACCAAAGUGUUUACGAAUUUGUCGAUCAGACGAGGUAUCUUUGAAGAGCUUAAAGCUACUAGAAGAUUCACGGCUAAAUGAGCCAGUCAC